Chenopodium quinoa (quinoa) is the source of this 552-nucleotide messenger RNA. Its product is annotated as glutaredoxin-C11-like. The record is from RefSeq and is a predicted model, not a curated record. The coding region runs from base 94 to 402 and encodes 102 amino acids. The transcript has a single exon. NCBI's taxonomy places the organism in Eukaryota, Viridiplantae, Streptophyta, Magnoliopsida, Caryophyllales, Amaranthaceae.
GUAUUUAAGGGGAAAAAAAACACAUAUAUUGAUUUUAUUCUAGUUUCUUUCUAUAAUACACAAGAAAAUUAAUUAAGAGUCAUACAUACAUCAAUGGAUAGAGUGAGUGAAUUAGCAAGGACAAAGGCUGCAGUGAUAUUCACCAAAAGUUCAUGUUGUAUGUGUCAUAGUAUUAAGACACUAUUCUAUGAUCUUGGUGCAAGCCCUGCCGUCUAUGAAUUAGAUAGGGAGCCAAGAGGUAAGGAGAUGGAGUCCGCGCUACAAAAGCUAGGGUGCAACCCUACUUUUCCGGCUGUGUUCAUUGGUGGCACCUACGUUGGGUCCGCUAAGGAUGUGCUAGGUGCUCACCUUGAUGGCUCACUUAGGGAUAUGCUCAUUGAAGCAAAAGCUAUAUGGUUUUAGUAUGUUAGUAAUGUGGGAAAUCGGUAAGGAUUGUACGUAUGUAACUUUUGAUGUAUGAUACUUAUCGUAUAUCAUCAAAGCUCAAAAGCUUGUGUUAUUUGUAUAUGAGCUUUUGGUAAUGCUUGGCCACAAUAGUAAUUUUAUGAUAUG